Colletotrichum truncatum is the source of this 714-nucleotide messenger RNA. Lineage: Eukaryota; Fungi; Ascomycota; Sordariomycetes; Glomerellales; Glomerellaceae. The record is from RefSeq and is a predicted model, not a curated record.
AUGCUUGGAUACCGACAUGAUGACAUUGGCGCAGCGGAUCAAUUUACCUUCAACCGAACAACUGACACCUGGAGUUGGCGGAUGUCCACCUCCGAGUGCAACAACACUUAUGUACAGUGCGAUUGGGAAAUUCCAAAUGAUACUCAAGUUCCUGGCGUAUAUGUCGUGGUUGCCAUCCGGAAUGCAACAAACGGAAUGGCCGUUACCACCGUAAGGAGCGACAGUUUUGCGGUUGUGGCUUCCUCAGCACAAACGACACUGACGGCAACGGCAUCAUCGAUUCCUCUCUUGACUGGUGCCAGGGCUUCGGCGGCGAGUGAACUGCCUACAGAAAACACUGCCGAAUCGUUCCAGAGUGAUGAGAUUUCCAACAUGUCUCCGGGGGCUCAGGCUGGAGUUGCCGUUGGGUCAGUGGCCAUUUUGCUGGCAUUAGCUGGGUUGUUGUGGUUUUGUUGUAGGAGACGACGAAACCGUAAGAAGGUCGCUGCUGCUACCAUGGUUGAGAAUGAUGGGGAGAAUUGUAAGUUUGAGAAGCCAGAGUUGGAUGGACAACCGUUGUUAGUCAACGAAAAGAUUGUUGUUGAAAUGAAGAAUAAUUCAAUCGCUUUGGCAGAGUUGGAUAGCGAGCAACCGUGGAGGCAUAAUAACGCCGCGCCUGUGCCUGCGGAAGCAAUGUGUCGAGUUGACAAGAUAACUGUGGCUGAGAUUGGUUAG